CAAAAAUGCAAAAUUAUAACUUUCCAAAAACAAAUCUGAAGAAUAAAGACUGUACGAUUCUUGAUUCGAAGCAAAUCGAGGGAAAAGCGGAAGUAGCCAACCCUCUACAGUAUUUUGGUUGCGCGCUUGAAAGAAAGACAUCGCCGGCUGUCUGCUGCUCAAGCAGGUAUAGAGAAGGACGAAGAUGAGUGUGGAAGGAGAAAAGGUGAUACUAGUCCCAUACAUGAAAGAGCAUGUGCCCAAGUACCAUGCCUGGAUGCAAGACCCAGCCAUCCUCCAAGCCACUGCAUCUGAACCACUCACUCUUGAUCAGGAAUAUGAGAUGCAACUUUCCUGGGUUCAAGACCCCCUUAAGCAGACCUUUAUAGUGCUGGACAAAGAGUUAGUAAUUGGAGAUUUUGCUCAUGGAGAACCCCACACCGAAGCCAUGGUUGGUGAUGUGAACAUAUUCAUGAAUGACAUGGAUGAUCCUCACAUGGCAGAGGUGGAAAUAAUGAUUGCUGAACAGAAAAGUCGUGGCAAAGGACUUGCGAAAGAGUCAGUUCUUCUCAUGAUGGCAUUUGCAGUCACGAAUUUUGACUUAACACUUCACACUUUCUUCCAGGGUUUCAAGGUGAUUUCUUGCAGUGAGAUUUUCAAAGAGUUAUGUGAAAUUAGUACUGUUAUAAUUUGUGAUCAUGGUGGCAUGCAAUCUAGUUACGUCAUCGUGUUUGACAACUGA
Molecule: messenger RNA, 721 nt
Organism: Striga asiatica
Lineage: Eukaryota; Viridiplantae; Streptophyta; Magnoliopsida; Lamiales; Orobanchaceae
Source: the annotation of a GenBank genome assembly